Cryphonectria parasitica EP155 is the source of this 2145-nucleotide messenger RNA. RefSeq lists its product as uncharacterized. Lineage: Eukaryota; Fungi; Ascomycota; Sordariomycetes; Diaporthales; Cryphonectriaceae. Bases 1 to 2145 code for a protein of 714 amino acids. The transcript has 3 exons. The record is from RefSeq and is a predicted model, not a curated record. Gene Ontology annotation, cellular component: nucleus. Gene Ontology annotation, molecular function: zinc ion binding; DNA binding; DNA-binding transcription factor activity, RNA polymerase II-specific. Gene Ontology annotation, biological process: DNA-templated transcription; regulation of DNA-templated transcription.
AUGUCAGCCGUCCGCGCCACGGCCCUCAGGGCUGGCGGCGCCUGUGUACGCUGCCGCAAGGGCAAGACAAAGUGCGUCUACGAGAACGGGCGCGCGCCCUGCAAGAACUGCGCAAAGGGCAUGCACGAAUGCUAUCUGCCCUCCGAGUCGAUGAGCCACGGCGGACACGGCGUCUCUCCGGCCAGAACCACCCAGAGAUCACGAGAGGCGCUGCCUACCGAGAGGUCUAACGCCUCCGGCACGCACACCGAACGCAACGCCCAGUCUCACUCGGGGCCCUCGGCCGCGCGCAACACUGCGCCUGCCAACGAGAAGCUCGGUCCAGAGAUGCUGGAGCAGUGCGAGCGUGUCAUCAACAAGGUCAUGCCCGCCUGUGUCGCCUUCCACAAGCCGUCCUUUAUCCAGCAGCUCAGAAACAACGGUGUUGAUAGUGUCAUGGUCAACGCCCUCUUGUGCACUGCCGCAAGACACUCCCCAAUGAUCAUCCAGCGCUAUGGACGUAACUCGGGGUCUCCCCAGGCCGCCGAGCACUUCGGUCUCAAGGCCAGCAACUACAUCUGGCUGUCUCUAGAUCACCCGACUCUUGCCGACAUUCAGGCCCUCUGCCUGAUGGUGAUUCACGAGUGGGGUUCUCGGAGCGCCGUUCGUGCCUACAUCUACCUCGGCCAGGCUGCGCGCAUGGCCCAGAUGUACCGUGUCGUCCAUGUCAGUCGUCACCACAAUGACCCAGACCACUUCCUGCAGGAAGAGUCUUUCCGCCGCACCCUCUGGCUCAUCUAUAUCCUGGACUGCUUCCUUACCAGCAGCCCGGGCCGCUACCCGGCCCUGUCAAAGCUGGACGUCAAGGAUGUGGCUCUUCCCUGUGAGGAUAUGAACUUCAACUUUGGAAACCCCGUCUCUGUCCGCACCCUCGAUGGGAACCCGCCGCCCGGCUGCCCCAGCCUGAGCAUGACCGCCCCUAUCGGCGAGUUUGGCCACAUCGUCCUCGCUACUGAGGCCUGGCGCAUGGUCGUCGAGAUGAUGACCACCACCACGCUCGACACCUUCAGAGAGGAGCAGUGCCAGAUCCUCGAGGCCAAGGUCUCGCAGGUCCGCGCCAACCUUCCACACCACUUUGCCGAGCGUCAGGGCCAGAUGGACCUGCACAUCACCAUGGGCAGCGGCCUGACCUUUGCCAUGAUCCACAUGUUGCUCCACUGUGCCACCAUCUUCAUCAACAGGCGCCGCAUCCUGCAGGUCGUGACCGCUGAGAACUUCAGCAUGGAGGCCUGGCGCAUGUCCGCCCAGAGCCAGAUGCAGACCGUCGAGCGCAUCCUCGAGUCCUCCCACAGCAUCAUCACCAUGCUGAUCGCCCUCCAGCGGUCAACCGAGCCCUCCAUGGUCUGCUGCCUGCCCAUCUUUAUGCUGUUCUCUGGUUUCACCGCCGGCUCUACCGUCGCUUACCUCGCCCUGAAGGGCCUCUCGCCGCCCCACACCCAUGACACCAUCCACACCAUGGUUGACAAGUGUCUCCGCCUCAUGAAGGAGGGCGCCGAUUCCUGGCACCUGGUUGUUCCCUGGCACCGCCAUCUCAGCGUCAUGAGCCGCGUCCUGCAGGACAGCAGCAUUACCGAGGACGGCGAGCAGACCAGCGAGGAUGCCCGCAUGCAGAUCCAGCGGUCGCCUUCGGCCAAGGACGAGCGGAUGAGCCAGGCCGACACCCAGAAUGACUCAAUGGACUACGAGCAGCACGGGGCCCAGCAGGGUGCGCCUCAGCCCGAGGGCCAGCCCCAGUCGGCUUCGCAGCCAUCCGCGGAGGGCGCUCGGCAGGGCACCCCUCAGGCUGUCCCUGCUGCUCCCAUGGACAGUCGCAGCAGUGAGCCCCCUCUGCCUCGCCGGACUGGCGUGACCACGAUCAAUGGCGGCUCAGCUGGUCACUCUACUCCAGCCAACGGUUCACCUCCCGCAGCAGGUCCGCAGGACGUUAAGGCCGAGUCUCCGGCGCCUGCAUCUAACGGGUCCAACGCUGGCGGUGUAUCCGGCUCGGUGCCGCCCAAGGACGGCGGUAACUCGGUGGACAUGACACCGACCGAGCUGUGCGCGGCCUUUGAGCGUCAGCUGCUCGAGCUUGAUGACCUGGCCGCUUUCAUGGGAGGUGGCGUGUGA